CUCAUAUUGUAUUUCCCGUACAUUUGCACAUAUAUUUCAACUUCGAUUUAAAAGUAGGGAAAAGGUUGAAAUGAACUCAGCUGUUGUAAAUUAGUUGAAAAUAGUUGAUCAGAAGGUCGGAUGUUCGUGAGGACUACGUAAUUCGGACAUACUGGCACACUUCGGGACCAACGGAAUUCAUAUCGGACUAAGAAUGUGGCCAACUGGACGAAUCAUUGCAGCUUUCUGCUUGCUCAAAUUCAGCACGGCAUACCCUUACUUUCGGGACAAAAUACCAAACGGCCAUAUAGUAGCAAAUCCGUGUAAUACGUCUGAGAUAUGGUUUGGGGUUGGACAUAUGCAGAGAUAUGGAAAUGGAGAACUCGAUGUAUUUGGACAUGACUUCCAAAAGCUUGGAAUGGAAUGGACAAAAGCUCUGUGCAGGAUGGAUUCUGACGGUGAUGGUUUUACAAAUGGUGAGGAACUAGGUGACCCGAACUGCGACUGGAUCCCGGGCGGCAGCCCCUUGUGUCUGCACAAUUCUACUGGCCACGCAUGCGUUAAGCCAGGGUUUGAUCUUAAGUGUGAUGGGUUUCAAUGUGCGGCAAAAGCAGGAACUAAGGAACUCGAAAUAAUGUUCAGUGAAACUGAUGUACCACAGCAGUCCAAGACAUACAAGUGUCAGGCAUUUGCUUUACCUAUAGACAAAGACUACCACCUUGCGGCGGUCACACCGAACAUUAGCAACAUCAAUCACGUACAUCAUAUGACCUUAUUGGGUUGCCGACGCCAGAUCGAGUCACGACACACAGAUGCACCACACGAAUGCACGAUGGGCGAUAGAGCAUCUUGUAGCGACCCACUAUUGGUGUGGACCAUAGGUGACCUCGGCGUUUGCUUCAGCAACAAACAAGCGGCUUGGCGUUUGGGAAAAACUGGAUACAAAUAUGUUAUGAUAGAGACACUUUAUUACAACGAAAACCUAGAAAGCGGCGUGUUCGAUGCAUCCGGUUUGACGUUGCAUUAUACCGAAUCUUUACGACCAAAUGACCUUGGAGCCUUCUAUGUGGGACAAGUUUCAUUGGUUUAUAUUCCACCAGGAAAGAGAAGUUUUGAAGUCAGCGGGGUGUGUAAGGGAUACUGUAUCGGAGGAGAGUUAAUGGAGGAAGAAAUAACUAUUAUAGGAGGACAAACGCAAAUGCGCCAUCGUGGCAAAUCUGGCAAAAUAUAUAUCGGCAGAACUGACAAAACGACGGAUGUUAUAGUAGAAGAUGACGAUUACCACUACGAUGACCCUAAAAUACAUAUGUUUGAAACACCAAAGACCCUUGAAUACGGAGAAUCGUUGGGGGUAAAUUGCACAUAUGAUACCACUGGUGAAUACAAAACUGUAUUGUUUGGUAACGAUGUGAACGUGAAUGAAAUGUGUUCCGGAUACAUUUACUACUAUCCAAAGGACGGAUUAAACGGAUAUGCAUGCGUGGUGGUAAACAACAUAGACUCCUGUGAAAUGCGGAAGAAUACCAUUGCUGGGUGUGAGUGGCGGAAUCUUUAUAAUGAGUCGCACCCUGACACAAUGAAGGCAAUGAACAAUGUCGCUACCAAGUGCGUGGCUGGCAAAUGUCUGCCGGAAUGUCAAAGCGUCGCGGAAUAUUACUCGAAACAUCCCUGUUAUUCCGGCGAGCUACGGGACUAUCAACUAUUAUAUGCAAUGCCCAGCAUGCAGGAUGUUGAAAUGAAUGCUAGACAACUCGACUUUUGGCUUCGAUUGCUUUCAUGUGACUCUUGCAAAGAAAACGGCACCAGUGCUGCGAUGUUCCAUCACGGCAGUGGCUUUAUUCUGUUAGUGCUGGCUUGUUUUGUUUUUUUAUUGCUUAACAUGCAAUAAUGCUAGCAUUGCAGUUAGUCUCUCUUACUACGUCUUCAUAUAGUCUAAUAGUGAAUGUAUCAGGAAGAAAAACAAAAUGAAAAUAGAAUUAAACAAUAAAAAAUAAUUAUCCUAUCGAAUAUUUUUUGAGAUGUCAAAACGGAAUUAAUCAAAAACUUUACGAAAAGUCUCCUGUACAUGAGGCGGCAUCGGACGGCUCAUGAAGCGUUUAAAGAUAACCCCACAUCUCAAGAAAACCAUCCGCGAACUCCAACACUCACUUCUAUCGAAAACGGUGUUGAAAAAUAAAACUAUCAAGAAAAUAAUGAAGCCAAAGCAAAACAUUCAUCUUUGGAUAAUAAGAGCACCAAUUGGGUGAGCUCGAACGCCGACCUCUGAGGAAAACUGGCAUAAAGGCCGUACAAUGUUAGUCAAUUAUUAUCGAAUAAGUUGAAAUCAGCAAAUAAUACUGUUAUAACAUC
Mya arenaria is the source of this 2328-nucleotide messenger RNA. Its product is annotated as MOXD1 homolog 1-like. The coding region runs from base 194 to 1867 and encodes 557 amino acids. The transcript is spliced from 12 exons. NCBI's taxonomy places the organism in Eukaryota, Metazoa, Mollusca, Bivalvia, Myida, Myidae. Gene Ontology annotation, molecular function: dopamine beta-monooxygenase activity; copper ion binding. The record is from RefSeq and is a predicted model, not a curated record.